AUGGAUAAUCACGUCUCCGGGCAAAGCAACAAGCCCAUGAGCAAGCCUGCUCAUGCUCUGGACUGUGAUACUUUGGUCCGAGAGCUCGGGGCCGACGCCCAGACUGGCUUCUCUAAAUCACAGGCCAGUCAGAGGUUGAAUGAAUUUGGUCGCAACGAACUCGAGGAUGGGCCUGGUGUUCAACCUAUCAAGAUUCUUAUUCGCCAGGUCGCCAAUGCCAUGAUGUUGGUUCUCAUCAUGGCCAUGGUAGUCUCUUUCGCUAUCAAGUCAUGGAUCGAGGGUGGUGUGGUUGCUGCCGUUAUCGCAUUGAACAUUAUCGUGGGGUUUUUGCAGGAAUAUCAGGCUGAAAAGACUAUGGACUCUUUGCGCUCGCUUAGUUCACCCACCGCAAAUGUCGUCCGCGACGGAAGCACCAUCAACAUCCCUACAGCCGAACUCGUGGUGGGAGAUCUUGUCGAGCUUAAGGUUGGAGACACCGUUCCGGCCGAUCUCAGGAUCGUUGAAUCCAUCAAUCUUGAGACAGACGAGGCGCUCUUGACUGGUGAAUCUCUUCCUGUGGCCAAGGAGGAGGAAGCGGUCUUUGAUCCAGAUACUGGACCAGGUGACCGACUGAACGUGGCCUAUAGCUCGUCAACUGUAACUAAAGGUCGCGCCCGCGGUAUCGUAUACGCAACUGGUAUGUAUACGGAAAUCGGAUCGAUCGCGCAGAGCUUGAGACAGAAGGACUCGAGACGUCGCCCGGUCAAACGUCGCGACGACGGCACUGCAUCUCCCCUACACCUUGCGCAGGCCUGGACGUUGACGGUGGCCGACUUUAUUGGAAAUUUUCUCGGUCUCAACGUGGGCACACCUCUACAAAGAAAGCUUUCCCGCCUGGCAAUACUUCUGUUCGGUAUUGCUGUUGUCUGCGCAAUCAUCGUUCUGGCCGCCAACGAGUUCUCGAACCGAGCUGAGGUUAUUAUCUACGCAGUCGCGACAGGUCUCAGCAUGAUUCCUGCAUCCUUGAUUGUGGUCUUGACCAUCACCAUGGCGGUAGGAACUAAACACAUGGUCCAGCGAAAUGUCAUUGUGCGGAAUCUCAAAUCACUCGAAGCGCUUGGAGCUGUCACAGACAUUUGCUCGGACAAGACAGGCACCUUGACGCAAGGAAAAAUGGUUGCCAAAAAAGUAUGGAUUCCGAACCGCGGCACCUACUCUGUGGGCAUCUCGAAUAACCCAUUUGACCCGACAGCCUCCAGCCUGGCACAUUCGGUUGAGGUUCCUACUAAAGGCCUCUCCGAGAGCGAGACGCUCACUGAUGACGAAUCUACCUCAGCCAGUAGUUUACUGGAGAACAAUGAGGAUCUUGAGGCGUUCCUUGCGGUUGCAGGGUUGUGCAACAUUGCCAGGGUUCACAAGAACAACGAUGGCGAAUGGACUGCCCUGGGAGACCCUACGGAAAUCGCGCUACAGGUUUUUGCCUCCCGCUUUGACCGUAACCGACACGGCCUCGUCGACGGCGAGGGGGCGAAAUACAAGCAGGUCAGCGAGUACCCCUUCGAUUCAGACGUCAAGAAAAUGUCAGUCAUCUUCGAAGAUCGCCAAACACAGGCGCAAAUGAUCUAUACCAAGGGCGCUGUGGAAAGAGUCCUCGAAUCCUGCGACUCGGUUAUCUGGGAGGAUGGCCAGACUGUGGGUUUCUCUGAUUCCCUAAAGGACAAGACACUCAAGGUCAUGGAGGCGUUGGCUUUCCAAGGUCUUCGUGUUCUUGCCCUUGCCAGCCGCGACUACAAUCCUCGUGACGGCCGACGUGCUUCACGAGAUGGGCCUCCCACACGAGAGGACAUCGAGUGUAAUUUGACUUUCCGCGGCCUUAUCGGCCUGUACGACCCGCCUCGUCCGGAGUCUGCUGACGCGGUCAAGCGGUGCCACCGUGCCGGUAUCAAGGUGCAUAUGCUCACUGGCGACCACCCCGGUACUGCCAGCGCCAUUGCCAAGCAAGUCCACAUUCUGCCAGAUAUGAACAAGGUCUCGGCCACUAUCGCACAGAGCAUGGUGAUGACUGCCAAAGAGUUCGACAAGCUGACUGAUGAAGAGCUGGAUCGGUUGCCAGUGCUGCCGCUUGUCAUUGCUCGCUGUGCGCCAAACACCAAAGUCCGCAUGAUCGAGGCCCUCCGUCGCAGAGAUGCCUUCAUGGCCAUGACCGGUGACGGUGUCAACGACUCCCCUUCCCUCAAGAUUGCUGAUGUCGGCAUUGCCAUGGGCAUGGCUGGCUCAGACGUAGCUAAAGACGCCGCUGAUAUUGUAUUGACCGAUGAUAACUUUGCCUCAAUCCUUAACGCCAUCGAAGAAGGCCGGCGCAUGUUUGACAACAUCCAGAAGUUUAUCUUGCAUCUUCUGGCCGAAAACAUCGCACAAGCCUGUACGCUCCUGAUCGGCCUGGCAUUCAAAGACAGCACAGGCCUGUCGGUCUUCCCUCUGGCACCCGUUCAAAUCAUGUGGAUUAUUAUGAUCACCUCUGGGAUGCCUGAUAUGGGCUUGGGCUUGGAGAUUGCGGCACCUGAUAUCCUUGAGCGACCACCAAUGCCUCUGAAAGUAGGGGUAUUCACUAGGGAAGUUUGCUUUGACAUGCUUGCUUAUGGCCUCUGGAUGUCCGCACUAUGCUUGUCCUCCUUCCUCCUCGUGCUUUAUGGCUUCGGCGAUGGCAACCUGGGGGAAGGCUGCAACACCUCAUACUCUGAGCAAUGCGACACCGUCUUCCGCGCUCGCGCUACCACGUUCGUGUCGCUUACAUGGUUCGCCCUCUUUCUCGCCUGGGAAAUGGUCAAUACGCGCCGCAGCUUCUUCCGUAUGCAACCCAAGAGCAAAAAAUACUUGACCCAGUGGAUGUACGACGUGUGGAGAAAUCCCUUCCUGUUCUGGGCCAUCAUUGCCGGCUUCGUGACGAUUUUUCCAACUCUAUACAUUCCCGUCCUCAACCACGAUGUCUUCAAACACACCGGCAUCUCCUGGGAGUGGGGGAUUGUGUUCGUGGAAGCUACGCUCUUCUUCGCCGGCAUCGAAACCUGGAAGUGGGGCAAGCGCAUUUUCUUCCGCCGCCGCGCCAGGAAGAUGGGCCAGACUAGCGACGACCUCGAGAAGCGGGCGUAUGGCGACUUCUUCGACGCCAGCGAGAGCGAUCGCGACGUGGACGUGCCUACCAAAGACGAGAAGUACCCUUCCCGGGCAUCGUGA
Messenger RNA from Cyphellophora europaea CBS 101466, 3213 nucleotides. RefSeq names its product potassium/sodium efflux P-type ATPase, fungal-type. The record is from RefSeq and is a predicted model, not a curated record. Bases 1 to 3213 code for a protein of 1070 amino acids. The transcript has 5 exons. Gene Ontology annotation, biological process: calcium ion transmembrane transport; intracellular calcium ion homeostasis. Gene Ontology annotation, molecular function: ATP hydrolysis activity; ATP binding; P-type calcium transporter activity. NCBI's taxonomy places the organism in Eukaryota, Fungi, Ascomycota, Eurotiomycetes, Chaetothyriales, Cyphellophoraceae. Gene Ontology annotation, cellular component: plasma membrane.